Messenger RNA from Bufo gargarizans (Asiatic toad), 1149 nucleotides. It is a transcript of the gene OAZ2, whose product is annotated as ornithine decarboxylase antizyme 2. Bases 479 to 835 code for a protein of 118 amino acids. Gene Ontology annotation, cellular component: cytoplasm; nucleus. The transcript has 5 exons. Gene Ontology annotation, biological process: positive regulation of protein catabolic process. The record is from RefSeq and is a predicted model, not a curated record. Gene Ontology annotation, molecular function: ornithine decarboxylase inhibitor activity. Lineage: Eukaryota; Metazoa; Chordata; Amphibia; Anura; Bufonidae.
GGAGCGAGGUCAGUAACGGAGCGGAGUUGUUGAAGAGCGGAGGAGAGUGCUGCUGCUGUUGGGCCCUCAGCGCUGGGAAGUAUCAAGGGCCGGAUGCGGUUUAUGUGUAUGAACAGGAGAGCACAGAAGACGCGCCAUUAUCUACCAGAGACUCGCAUAGCUAGCCUAUUACCCGGGCGCUGGACGAGUAAAAGAAAAGCGGAAGGAGUCCGGGCCCAAACCCAGAGAACGAUCCGUACAGAGCAGGACACGGCGCGGGGAGAAUGAUAGACCCGCAGGACAGUAGUAUUUUACCUUUGAGUAGCAGUCCCCAGCUUCAGUGCUGCAGGCACCUCAUUCCCGGGCCUCUGUGGUGCUCCUGAUGCCCCUCACCCACUGUUGAAGAUCCCCGGUGGGCGAGGGGACAGCAGGGAUCCCGCACUCCCAGCUGUGAUUUAUAAGGACGAGAAGCUUACAGUCUCUGAGGAUCUCCCGGGGAAUGAUGGGAAGCUCCACCUCAGUCCAUUUCCAAUAUAAGGUCACCGAGGUGAAACAUUCCUCAUGGAAGGCCAUGCUGUCAAAUCAGAGCCUCUUUGUGGAAAUACCCGAGGGCAUCUUAGCUGAUGGGAGCAAAGAGGGGUUGCUGGCUCUACUUGAGUUUGCAGAAGAAAAGAUGAAAGUCAGAUAUGUCUUUAUCUGUUUCAGAAAGAGUCGAGAGGACAGAGGCCCGCUUCUCAAGACGUUCAGUUUCCUGGGUUUUGAGAUCGUGCGCCCCGGGCAUCCCUUUGUUCCUGCACGUCCAGAAGUUCUGUUUAUGGUGUACACGCUGGACGAAAGCUCAUCGGAUGAGGAAUGAUCUACAGAGGACGAAUAGUACUUGUAGCGCAAUUUUUUUUUUUUCUUUUUGUUUUUCUUGUGUGUAUUCAAGUAGCUGUUGAGAGUUUUUCGCACUUUUUACCUGGGCAUGGGAGGACAAGCGCGCAUGUUCAUGCGAUGGACUGAUAUUUUUGGCCUUUCUUUCAGUUUUAUGAAUAAGAUUUUGUUGUUGACUUUUUCUGCAAUUUUGUUCAAAAGCAUCAACUUCAAGCACCUUGCAGUCUGUGAUCACAAACAUGUACUCAGAAUGUAGUUAAAGCUGCAUAUGGAAAAAAUAGUUAUCUUAAAUGCCAA